CUGUCAUAGCCAGCUCUUCUUCAACACUUAAGGAUUUACUCUGGCAUUGAGUAAUGAGAAUUUCGAAACCAUAUUUGAGAAGUACUUCCAUCCAGUGCUACUUGUGUUUACUUCUGAACAGCCAUUUUUUAACUGAAGCUUGCAUUCCUGUCUUCAUUUUGAGCUGUAUCAGUGCAGGUCUUCCUAACACAGAGGCAAACUGGCAGGAUGUAAUAAGUGAUUUGAAAAUAAUUGACAAGCUUAUUCAAUCCUUACAUAUCGAUGCCACUUUUUAUACUGAAAGUGAUGUUCAUCCCAAUUGCAAAGUAACAGCGAUGAAGUGCUUUCUCCUGGAGUUACAUGUUAUUUCGCUUGAGUCCAAAAAUGAGACCAUUCAUCAAACAGUAGAAAACAUUAUUAUCCUAGCAAACAGCGGUUUAUCUUCUAACAGGAAUAUAACUGAAACAGGAUGCAAAGAAUGUGAGGAACUGGAGGAAAAGAACAUUAAAGAAUUUCUGCAGAGUUUUGUACAUAUUGUACAAAUGUUUAUCAACUCUUCUUGAUUGUGAUUGAUCCCCUUCAGCAUUUCUACUGUUAGCAAACAUCUUCCUGCGGCUUAGAGGCUGUGAAACUCUUCAUUUCAUGCAUGCUGCCCCAAUUUUUUUAACAAGAGGACAAUCUGGAAUCUUGGAUCACACGAACUCUUAGAAAUGAAGGCAGAAAAAUGU
Messenger RNA from Puma concolor (puma), 707 nucleotides. RefSeq names its product interleukin 15 (gene IL15). Lineage: Eukaryota; Metazoa; Chordata; Mammalia; Carnivora; Felidae. Gene Ontology annotation, biological process: positive regulation of cytokine production; positive regulation of tyrosine phosphorylation of STAT protein; positive regulation of T cell proliferation. Gene Ontology annotation, molecular function: cytokine activity; cytokine receptor binding. Gene Ontology annotation, cellular component: extracellular region. The record is from RefSeq and is a predicted model, not a curated record.